GUUCAAUCAACUGUGCCAAAUUGACGGUCCACGGCGACAAAGACUCCCAGCAAUCAGAAAUGAGUCUGAAGCUAGAAUGAGAAUCACUGUGGAGAUUUAUCAAGACGUUGACCAGUGAUCUUACUCCCGGUUCAUCGCGUUCCUGGCUUCGACACCUCAGUCCACCGUCAACUCCGCAACCACCACCGACGAAUUCACAUGUCCGAUAGAAAAGACACAUCUCGAGAGUCGCCUACCUAUCACAUACCACUGUAUCCUGUUCUAGCCACCCCCAAGACAACAUGUCAGCCCAUUAUUCUACCGAGCCCGCGCCAACCGCCUCCGCCACCUUGAACACUACAUUCGGUCCCCUCCACAUCUCUCUAUUCGCGAAGCAAACACCACUGACAUGCAAGAAUUUCCUCCAGCACUGUUUGGACGGAUACUAUGUUGGCACUAUCUUCCACCGUGUUGUCCCCGACUUCAUCAUCCAGGGCGGCGACCCCACCGGCACAGGGUCCGGCGGAACCUCCAUCUAUGAAUACCCCGAAUUCGAAUACGACCCAGAGAGCCGAGAACCAGACGAGAAGGUUAUACUGAAAGAUGAACUGCACAGUAGGCUGCGUUUCAACCGGCGGGGACUGGUGGGUAUGGCAAAAAGCGAGGACGGGAGCUACGGUAGCCAGUUCUUCAUCACCCUCGCGAAUACAGAGCGGGAGCUCAAUGGGAAGUGUACGCUUUUCGGACGGAUUGAAGGGGAUAGCAUUUACAAUGUGCUGAAGAUUGCAGAUGCGGAGCGUGUCGAGGGGAGUGAGCGGCCCGUCUACCCGGUUAAAAUCACUUCCUGUGAAAUUGGAGAGCAGGGACCGCUUGCAGGGAAAUUGUUGAAGAGACAGCUUACGGCUCCCCGGGUGCCUACAACGAAAGAGGAAGAGAAACCAGCCCCGAAGAAGAAGAAGAAAACCAAAGCAGGCAAGGCGCUAUUAAGUUUUGGGGCUGAAGAGGGCGAUGAGGAUGUGCCUAUUCUCCCCGCCAAGCCGAAAUUUAACGUCCAGCACCUAGCAGAGGCGGAAGAACCGAGUGGUGAUAAAAAGCAGAAGAAAAAAGAAGAGACAAUGCCGCCGCCGACAGAGGCUACGAAGACCAAGGAACCAGAAUCUCGAAAACGACCCCGUUCUCCGUCCCCGCCCAUGUCUCGAGAUCCCCACAAGGAAACAAGACAUCGACCUAGAUCUCCAAACCCCUUGGAACAACUCCCAUUAGUUGACCCAGAGGUUCCUUCGCGGUCCCCCCCUGGCUCCCCACCGGCAAGGCAGUCCAUCCUCUCCCGAACGAACGCUCAGAUCGACGCCCUGAAGAACUCAAUGCGUCGCAACACCGCCGCCCCAGCAAGUGACAUAGGCCACAAGAAAUCCGCCCUGGAAGCCCUGAUUCCCGAAACCGCCAUCCGGGGCCGCAAGCGCCCGACCGCAAACGGUGGACCCCGAGGCAGCAACACGAAUGGGACUACAGGGUUCAGCAGCGCGAGUGAAAGCGAAUCAUUGCGUCUCUUUAAUGCCUUCAAAGCUAAACUCGAAAGUGCCGACUCCCAUGUAAAGACGAACCACACAUCCAGCAGAGAAGGAGGAGCAGAUCGAGAAGAAAAGAAGGAGAAGAAGAAACAACUUAGCCCUCAAGCCGAGAAAUCCCCCCACAGGCUGCGGGACGUGGAGGAAGAAGCAGAGGAUGAAGAAGCACAGAUCUGUGACCUACAUUUCAUCGCGAACUGCCAAUCCUGCAAAUCAUGGGAUGCCCACAAACCCGACGCAGAGGCGGGCGGUGCGCUGGACGAUGAACAUGGCGAUGACGAUCAAGGUUGGCUUACGCACCAGCUCCGUUUUGGGAAGGAUACUCUAGGCAAAGAUCUGAAGUGGAAACACGAGCAUCCGGAUGAUCUAGACUCGUUGGUCGUGAUUGAUCCCAGGGAGAGGGAGAAGGAGCUUCUCUCCAGGUCUGGACGGGGGAAAGGGAAGGGAAGGGGACUCGAGAGGGAUCGGGAACGGGAGAGGAAGAGCCAGAAGGUCGGGGAGACGGAGUGGGAUCGAAGAAGGAGGUAAUCGGAGGAUGCUGUACAGCGUAAUGAUGCAUUUUCUCAUGCGGACAUCUGGCACUGCUACGGCCUGGCUUGGGAACAGGCUGCUGGUAAGCUUUGCGCAAGGGUAAUUAAUAUAAGAAAUAAAUGCCUCAUACUCUUUUUUUAUUUUUUAUUUUUUUGCGUCUGACAUAAUUCCAUGUUCUUUACAGAAUGAGGAAUCAAUCCAUUGAAUAUCAAGAAUACAACAUGCUCUGCG
This is a messenger RNA of Monascus purpureus, 2309 nucleotides long. Lineage: Eukaryota; Fungi; Ascomycota; Eurotiomycetes; Eurotiales; Aspergillaceae. The record is from the annotation of a GenBank genome assembly.